AUGACUGUUCUAUAUCCCAACGGAUACCCUGACUUUGGGUACAUGCCCGACUACGACAAGUAUCUGGCGCGCGGCAAACGCAGACAAGAAACCGAAAAGCUGGAUCAGCACCUCCCAAAGGGCUUUCCUGCCCGUUUGUCUGGUGACCUUGUCUGGGAAGGCAAUACAUUAGCCAGCCAUUACAACUGGAAUUACCAUCUCACUGCCGAGGACCUGGAGGAGAUCAACAAUGCUCUUGCACAUUUCAAGUCAUUAAGCAAGCCAAUGGGCGAGAUCUCGCCAGACAGCUUCCCCUUGCCCAACUUGCAUGCUGCGUUGCGCGAAAUCUCCAACGAGGUCCAUAAUGGCCACGGUUUCAAAGUCAUCCGCGGUCUUCCCGUGGACAACUACGACCGCGAAGAGAACGUGAUCAUCUACACCGGCAUCUCAUCCCAUGUCGCACCGAUCCGUGGUCGCCAAGACAGCAAAUGGCAAGGCAAGCCGGCUGAUGUCCUUGUUGCACAUGUGAAGGAUCUGAGUCAAUCCUGCCACUCCAAGGACAUCCCCGGUCCUGUGGUAACCGCCGACAAACAAGUGUUCCACACUGAUGCGGGUGAUGUCAUUGCCUUGUUCUGUCUGAAUGAGGGCGAAUCGGGUGGCGAGAGCUAUCUUGCGAGUACCUGCCAUGUGUAUAACGUGCUCGUUGCCACGCGCCCUGAUUUGAUCAAGACUCUCUCCCAGCCUUGGCCUUUUGACGAUUUUGCCCCGUCUGGCGACGUGUACAAGCUGCGACCCCUCCUAUACUACCAGCCUGCUACCGAGGCCGACCCCGAGCGACUAAUCAUCCAGUACUCGCGAAGAAACCUGACUGGCUAUCUGGACUGCAAGCGGUCUGCCAGCAUCCCACCGCUGACCGAAGCCCAAGCAGAGGCCCUAGAUGCCGUUCAUUUUACCGCCGAAAAACACGCUAUUGCGCUGGAAUUCCACAAAGGCGACAUUCAGUUUGCCAAUAACUUGAGCAUUCUCCAUGCCAGAGGGGCAUUCACUGACUCCAGAGAGAAGCAACGCCACCUUCUCCGGCUUUGGCUGCGUGAUCCGGAGUAUGAGUGGACCAAGGCCAAAGAUCUGAAGGAGCGAUUUGACCGGGUCUAUGCAGGCGUGACAGUUGAGAGCUCUGUGUUUCCGCUGGAAGCUACCAUCCGCAGCAGCAAUGUGGCUACAUAG
Molecule: messenger RNA, 1203 nt
Organism: Aspergillus wentii DTO 134E9
Lineage: Eukaryota; Fungi; Ascomycota; Eurotiomycetes; Eurotiales; Aspergillaceae
Product: TauD/TfdA family dioxygenase
Exons: 4
Coding region: 1-1203 (400 amino acids)
Molecular function (GO): oxidoreductase activity
Source: RefSeq, a predicted model, not a curated record